GCCCUUCAUCACAUCUUAUAAAACAUGCACCCUUUCCUUUCAUCUGGAGUCUGUCGUGCAAGUUACUGAGUUACUGAGCUGAUGCCCUUGCAUCAUUGCGUCGCAAACAAAACGUCGAAUUGUGAGCUUACUUGACCUAUUCUGCUUCUGUCUUUCGCCAUCGUCUCAGACUCAAAAGCGUGGGCAAGCGAAUUACGUUCUGCGGUUCCGCCAACUGCACUAAAAUAGACGCUAGCUCCCCGCGUCUUACCUUACUUCAACUCUUCAGUUCCUCUCUUCUGCUUGACCCUGAGCUUCCACUGCAUUUGUUCAGCGACUAACAUGGCGUUGCUUUAAGAAGCUCAAUUACAAAGCACCUCUCAGGCCCGUGGUUUCUCGAAUUGCAACAAGCGAAAGACAUGAUAAGCAACCUAACCUAAACUGCCGAAGCUCAAAACAAAUCCUCGCUUGCAUCGCUGUAGCCUGCAAUAGGUUCUCCUGGAAGACUGGCUGUUGUCACCCACCUAGUCGCUGCCAUUCCUGUGCAUCCACCAACAGGGUCCUGGAUGGAGCCACUAAGUCGCUUUUCAAGCCUCGAUCUACCUGUACGUGGGCCAUAAAACCACUUCAAGUUCGAUCCGCCAAUUUGAACCAUCAAUCCUACCCCAAUUAUCACCGACUCCUCGAACUCAGCAAGUCACUUACCACGAUUGCUUCGCCGCACCUCACGGCCUCCCAAGCAUUUUGCUGGGAUCUACGGGCUUCCCGCCGCUCGAGGUCCCAGGAGCAGGAGUCCAUCCGCUUCGCCGCCGCAAACCGGCCCCGCGCCGACUCGCGCAAUCUGAAGAACGGGAGAUGGACAAGCAACAACAGACUGUGCAGAAGAGCCGGCAGCGCCGCGAAGCCGAGAGAGAACGCAAGCGAGCACUCCGAGCCUGCGACGGCUGCCGACGACAGAAGGAGAAAUGCGACGGUGGUGUACCAUGCCGAAGAUGUACGCGCCUACAUCGCCAAUGCGAGUUCCUAGGUCCGACUGCCAGAGAUGCCGAAGGAGGUGAUGGUGCAUCGAGGAAUCGCUCCGGCCCAGGCAACGCUGAGCUCCUUCAGCGUGCUUCUUAUAUGGAGAAGAUCAUUACCCACUAUGCUGGAAGUGUCUCUCUUGAUACGGAAUCACUGAAGGCUAUGGCCGAGUCCAUCGACAACAAGAAUUUCGACGCUAAUCAAGUUCAACGACAAGCUCCGAUUAUGGAUUCUCCAGGCUCUGACUUUUUGGGAGCAGAAGACGAGAACUAUACUGUCCAGCCACUGGAUAAUAACACUACUCACUACUCAGGCGAGUUCUCUCACUGGAAUUUCUCAAUGAGAAUCAAGCAAUGGAUCGAACAAUGUGUACCAGAGCGCCAUGAUGCACCAGGCCCCCUCAGUUUCAAAGAGUAUUAUCGAGCCGAGGAGCUCCAGUCAGCCAAUAACACGCAGGCAUCACUUUCUGCACUGCCUCCUCGAUAUGUCGCCGAAUUCCUGGUCCAGGCUUUCUAUAAACAUGCCGAAACCAACUACUUCUAUGUUGAGCGUGGGUGGCUCGCUGAACAGAUUGAUCUAAUUUAUCAGAACCCCGGGGCUUUAUCUCGUCGUGAAGUGGGGACGCUCUGCAUGAUUUGGAUCAUCUUUGCGAUUGGAACUCAGUACGCAUAUCUCGAUUCGAUCUCAGGAAGAGAUGCCCAUGGCAAGUCGAACGAUUCAAGCCCUUUCUCCGAGGAUACAAUAGGUGUUAUGUUCUAUCAACAAGCCUGCAAGCUCGUUCCUGAUGUCAUUACUGUUGCAUCACUGGAGAGUGUCCAGGCUAUUCUUCUCAUCGGCAUCUAUACCCUGCCCCUUGAUGCCUCAGGGUUAUCGUACAUUUACCUUAAUCUCGCGGUAAAGCUCGCAAUCCAGAAUGGCAUGCAUAGGAAGUGGCCUGCCGGGGGACUUGAUCCUUACGUUCGCGAAACCCGGAACCGCGUAUGGUGGACAGCUUAUACGACAGAGAAACGAGUUGGUAUCUACCACGGGCGGCCUUUAUCUAUUCUGAGUAAAGAUGUCGACGCAGAGAUGCCCACUGAUCGACCAGACAUAAUGCCAUCGAGCCCUACGAAUGUUGCGCACAUGCUUGCAACGUUACGGUUGAAUCAGGCGCUUGGUAAGAUUGCGCAUGAGAUCUCUGUUCUUCGAACCGCACAGAAACAUGAGAUGAAUGAAGGUUUGCAACGGGUCAUCGAUAUGAAGGAGGAGCUUCGAAGGUGGUGGGACGCACUGCCCGAAACCGCGUUUCACGAAGAAGUCAAUCCUCAAAACCCUAUUACACGAGCAGAUACGCAUCUCAAACUAGAGUAUUGCCUGCUGCGAAUGUACGCUGGGCGGCCCUUCAUCUUACCUCGCGAAGUCGUGCGUGGUAACGCGAGCACGUCGAGUUCACCCGCUGAUUCAAACAACCAAAGACCCAACACACCUCAUAAGUCCAAUCCUCGGUCGAUCCUGGUUGCUGACUGCGUGGAGGCUGCAUUGACCAUAAUCGACACAUGCCAUCUUCUUCAAAGCACGAUUGGUCUUGCACGGGCAUCAUACACGGAAUUCAGCUCCUGUCGUGCUGCUCUCCUGGUCAUCAUCACCCAGUGCCUGCAAAAGAAGACGGAUAGGCUACGUGACGCUCUGCGCACUGGUAUGGCUAUGAUCAAGGAGAUGUCAGCAGGUGGAGAGUCAGCCCGUUCUGAAGCAUCCCUGAUCGAAGUUUUUGAACGUGCUAUCUCACGACUUGACGCCACAGCUGAUCCCUCCGGCCGAGAAACUGACUACUCGCGGUUCAAGAAAUGGGAAUUGCUCUGGAAGAAUGACGUGCCUCUUCAGGACUUCAGGCAAGAAGAAUCACCCGAGACUUCCUUGCCGCUACCUCAAAAUCCAAAUGCAUUUUGGAGAGGAAGCACAAGCGCGACUGCUCGACCUGGUAUGCCAACGAUGCAGGCUCCGAGCCCUUUUGUGGGAAUGGAUACCAAUUUUCCCUCGGUACCCCAGGUUAUGGACGAGUUUUCUACGCUCUUUGGAUACGGUUUCGGUCCUAGUCCUGACAGUAUGGCUGGCACAGCUAACGGGGGCAUGUGGAUGGGCCCAUGAAAUUCCACGCAUGCCUCUUUCAAGUCGAUUACUCCACGUUCUUGAAGGAGAGUGAAGGAUAUAUCACAAGUCGUUCGGGCAUGUUCCAUUGCUGUGGCUGUUCAGCUGAGAUGCCGAGAAAGCAUGCCAUCGGAGUAUCAGACUUGCCCAACCCACCUACCCAGAGUCAGCAUAGCUCUGCUACGGAACAAUAUUCUGCGGAGGGCUCGGAUAACAACAGGACUGCUGGUUUGGGGUACAGCAGAACUUCCGGUGUUUGCUCGCAGUACCAUAGCAAUCUUGGCUUUGUUGUACAUUAUGAAAUUUAAGGCCAUUGCCUCACUCUUCGGACACCAUGACCUCAACAGCUGUCUUCGGUUUUGCCCUGCCAAGUCAGUUUCAAGAGAACGGAAAUGAAAUAGCAAACACGGGGGCUGGAACGCCACUGCUUGGAAAGUAUGAGGAAACACAAUCGUAUUUUUCUUUCUUUCUUGAUUAACCAAUGCCACUGGUUUUAAUCUAAAACUCGUUAGAUUUCUCAAAUUGCCUUGAGUACUACAGCCAAUUGCCACGAGAGGGCUUUGACUGAGAACAUCAAACUCAACGGUGGUGAACGACAGUUUGUAUUGGCGCAAAACCAGAAAGAAAGAGAUCAACCUGGCGAAAAGCCAGUGCACACUCUCACAUACCAAAAGUGAAUGCUCUAGUUAUUCACACCGAUACCAUUGAACGUCGUUCAAAUCCGACAGCCCACUUCUAUAUCCAACAGCAAUCAAAGCCCAAUUACUAGAAGUGGAAGAAAGAUGGAGAUGUUUAUGGCGGCAAGACAAGCAUCAUCAUAGAUUAGGCUGAUAAAUAAACUACUGUUACAAAUUCCGUACCCGUACACGAAACCGCCAUGGUAAUAUGCAUCUUUUCCACUGUUGGUUCUUAAACCAGCCCAUUUGUACAGGGAAAUGGCUGCUCUAGGCACGCUGUGUCUGUCGCUUCUGAGAUCUGCGCAUCUCCUUCUCCCUCUCCUUCUCGAGGUAUCGCUUUUGCGCCUUGGCAUCGAGACCCUUGAGCUCAGCAUCGCGCUUAGCCUUGCGGGCCUUCUCCUUCUCAAGAAGGAGUUCCUCUUGGCGUUGGCUCUCAGCGGUCUUCUUAAGCUCACUGAUGGCAUGCUCACGGGUGCUGCGGACUUUCUUGGAAACCUCAGGGCGGAAAUGAGCAACCUUGACAAGGACAUCGGGAAGCUGGAGAAAGUGCGAGAAGAGAGGCAGAAGAUUAUCGUAAUUGCCAUCGGAAGGGAGGGCGUACUUCAGGAAGAGUCGCUUGCGGGGAGUCGUCUCCUCAAGGGUAGCGGGCUUGUCAACAGGCUGAUCGGAGAUAAUUAGGUACUCGAACAGGUCGCCAGCGGCUUCAACAGCGGCAAUGAGCUCAGGAGUAAGGAGUGUGUCAGUGAUCUCGGCGCUCUCGCUCAUGACAGUGAGCCAAGCGGGAAGCUUAGGGUUAUCCUUGGUGAAAGUGAGAGACACAUCGUAUCGGUCGUCGCGGACGCGACGCAUGACGUCCUUGUGCACAACACCCCAAACAAAACCAUCGUAGGUGCUCUUAGCAUCCUUGGCGCGGAUUUCAGAAGCACCAGGAGCAGAGGGAACUGUAAGACUCUCCUUGCCAUCAAAGGGGUAGGUCAGAACCUCGACGGCAUCCUUAGGCGCAUCAACAGUCUCGACGAAAAAGCUUGCGACAUGCUCGAAGCCAUUGACAAUGGGGUU
Messenger RNA from Fusarium odoratissimum NRRL 54006, 4859 nucleotides. RefSeq lists its product as uncharacterized. Bases 835 to 3123 code for a protein of 762 amino acids. The record is from RefSeq and is a predicted model, not a curated record. The transcript has 7 exons. Gene Ontology annotation, biological process: regulation of DNA-templated transcription; DNA-templated transcription. Gene Ontology annotation, molecular function: DNA-binding transcription factor activity, RNA polymerase II-specific; zinc ion binding; DNA binding. NCBI's taxonomy places the organism in Eukaryota, Fungi, Ascomycota, Sordariomycetes, Hypocreales, Nectriaceae.